Messenger RNA from Drosophila arizonae, 560 nucleotides. Its product is annotated as C-type lectin 37Db-like. The record is from RefSeq and is a predicted model, not a curated record. Lineage: Eukaryota; Metazoa; Arthropoda; Insecta; Diptera; Drosophilidae.
GCUACUGGCAGCACGAUGAGAAAUAAGUUUGUGUUCCUACUAAUCAUCCUUCAAUUAUGGGACUUUGCCAUGCCAAGUCCGACGGGCGAUGACCCAUCACAGCUUGUCGAGUCGAAUCGCACGGUCGUAAAUGUGGAUGCAGAGUCUAAAUAUCAAACUAACUUCCCCAUUCAAAUUGGCAACAAGUUCUACCAUGUUCAGACCACUUUGAAGGCCAACUGGCAUCAGGCAGCGCACAAUUGCCGCAAACUGGGAGGACACUUGCUCAAUUUUGAGAACAGCACGGAAAUGGAUUUGAUCCUAUCGGCCAUCCCAUCAAGCAGAUAUUGGACAUCGGGUAACUGCCUAGCAGAGAACAGAGUAUGGACCUCUAUUGCCACUGGUGAGCCCAUGCCUUAUCUAAGAUGGCAUAAAGGGGAGCCCAACAAUCUGCAGGAAUUAUGCAUCGAGUUGAGGGAAACGGCGCUUAAUGACGUUUUUUGUGACACUGCACUUAAUUAUAUAUGCGAAGCGAAGGCAAUUCCAUAAGAUAUUAAAUAAAGGCAUGGCAGUCGGUCUUC